Candoia aspera is the source of this 1249-nucleotide messenger RNA. RefSeq names its product microfibril associated protein 2 (gene MFAP2). NCBI's taxonomy places the organism in Eukaryota, Metazoa, Chordata, Lepidosauria, Squamata, Candoiidae. Gene Ontology annotation, cellular component: microfibril. Bases 394 to 924 code for a protein of 176 amino acids. The transcript is spliced from 9 exons. Gene Ontology annotation, biological process: embryonic eye morphogenesis. The record is from RefSeq and is a predicted model, not a curated record.
GCCAGAGGCCAAAUUGCACCAGGGAGUCCCAGCAGACAGCAGCGUGGUGGUCUCUGGGCAAAUUUCCACAGUGGGCAUUUGAGACAAGGGGGCCAGGUGAACUAUAAAGGUGGGCCAGUCUCCCCUUCAAGCAGGUGUAAAUGUGGAGUCUGUGCUGCAGCUUCAGCCAGUCUGGGAAACGGUCUGGAAAGUUUGGGUCCUGCUGCCUUGAGAGGAGUUGGCAUUAGGACCCAGGAGGGAGGCUGCAGCGGUGGAGGCCCGGCUCCUUCUGCCUGCUUGGAACGCAGACGGAGGAGACCCAGGCUGGGCGAGGAGAGCGAAGUUGGCUGGGGAGGGAGACGGACCUCCAAGCGGCUCACUCUGACUCAGCUGCCUCCAGAGGCCCCAACAAGCAUGAGGACUCUGGGCCUCCUCCUCCUCUGCAUGCCAGCACUUCUGGCUCAGGGACAGUAUGACCUCGACGACUCUGCCUACCCUGACCCCCCAUAUGCCCCUUAUGAAAUUGAAAGCCAAGAUUACUACGAUUACGCCGGGAACGAUCUCUCCCCCCAAACCCCAGAGGAGCAGUUCCAGUCCCAGCAGCAGAAUCCGCAGGAGGUCAUCCCCGCCCCAACCCCGGACGCUUCCGAGACAGAACCCACCGAACCAGGGCCCCUUGAUUGCCAGGAGGAGCAGUACCCCUGCACCAGGCUGUACUCCAUCUACAAGCCUUGCAAGCAGUGUUUGAACGAGAUCUGCUUCUACAGUCUCCGUAGGGUUUACGUGAUCAAUAAGGAAAUCUGCGUUCGCACCAUCUGUGCUCAUGAAGAACUCCUAAGAGCUGACCUGUGUCGCGACAGAUUCUCCAAGUGCGGUGUCAUGGCGACCAGCGGCCUUUGCCAGACCAUGGCCGCCUCUUGUGCCAGGAGUUGUGGCGGCUGCUGAGCAGAGAGGGGGUCACGGCAGUGAGGGAGGUGCUUCAGUCCACGGACGCCCCCUGUUCGUGCCCAGAGGAGCAGCACCGGCGCCCUGGCAGCAGCCCUUCUCUGCCCCGCCCACAGCCGUGCUGCACAGCAGGGUGCUUGUUCUAUGCAUGACCGACCUUCUUACAGGCAGCCCAGCCCAGCGGUCUCCAGACCUGUCCCUCCAGGACGCAGCUGCCGGGCGCGUUCACUCUCUUGCAAUUACAACCUGGUUCUUGUAGGAACCAUUCUCUUUCCCGACUUUUCUACAAAAUGGUUUAAAAAUAAAUAGACCAAACACGUUACAA